AUGACUUUACAUCCCCCCGGUUGUGGAUGCAAGUUAGAAUCUGAACUGGUAACUAAUUCAAAGUGUUUGCAUUCGAAUAUCAAUAUUCCAUGUAUUACAGCCUUUAAUGAACUUAUUCCUGGAUCAGCACAGUCUGUAUUUAAGCGGUACAACCAAAGAUUAACCAACGAUUCAGUUAAAUGCGCAGAGGACGAUGAGUUAGAUGAGUGCAAAUUGCUAAUUAAUGUACCAUUAUUAUCUCCAACGUCCAUUUCGCACAUAAUAGUCAUUUCGUCAAGGUUAUCAUUAAAACUAGACAUAUAUAAAUCUAGCAAUCAUUUGUCGCUCGAAGACCUGGAAGACCUAGUGCCUGUACAAUCGCUAAAACUAAUACAAGAUCUCCACGGUUCAAUUUUAAACCCUUUAAAGGUGGCUAAAUUUACCAAUCUAUCACAAGUGACUUUGGUAUUUAGUUGUGAUAAGGACGGGAACGGGCUUGAGAUUUCAUACAUAGGUUUGAGGGGAACGUACCAAAUGAACCCCUCCAGGGCUGUAAAUACUGUGUACGAGGUUAGGCCUAAUAUUGCUGAUCACCAGGUGCAGAAUAAUCACAUUAAACUCAAUUUUCAAAUGCAAUAG
Messenger RNA from Babesia microti strain RI, 618 nucleotides. Its product is annotated as thioredoxin, putative. The transcript has 2 exons. The coding region runs from base 1 to 618 and encodes 205 amino acids. The record is from RefSeq and is a predicted model, not a curated record. NCBI's taxonomy places the organism in Eukaryota, Apicomplexa, Aconoidasida, Piroplasmida, Babesiidae.